Molecule: messenger RNA, 1068 nt
Organism: Aspergillus wentii DTO 134E9
Lineage: Eukaryota; Fungi; Ascomycota; Eurotiomycetes; Eurotiales; Aspergillaceae
Product: alpha/beta hydrolase
Exons: 3
Coding region: 1-1056 (351 amino acids)
Molecular function (GO): hydrolase activity
Source: RefSeq, a predicted model, not a curated record
AUGCCGGCCACGCCGUUUUUCGACCUUCUCGACGCCCUGUCGUCGCUCAAUAUCGACAAAUUCGCCCCUUUCAAAGUCAUUACUGCGGAUUAUAAAAGGAUAGGAAAUGGUUCAUCCGCUAUCCAGGCAGAUGUACUCAUUCCAAAGACUCUACUCGCCGAUCGACAGGUCAGCACACGCCCGGUUAUUGUCCGUAUUCACGGGGGAUUUCUAGUCACCGGUUCAAGUCGCUAUGCACCCUGGUUUUCAAACUGGAUUCUGGAUUACGCAAUCCGUCAUGGAGCCGUGCUUAUAUCGCCAAACUAUCGGCUUCUUCCCGAGGUAUCCGGGAAGGAGAUUCUGGAAGAUAUUCACGAUUUCUGGAACUGGCUGCGUAAAGGAUCUGUCGAGCAGCUGUUGAGAGAUGCGGGACAUUUUGAUAUCGUGCCCGAUCCUGACCAGGCCAUGGUUGUGGGCGAGAGUGCUGGAGGCUAUCUCGCCAUUCAACUGGCACUGAGCUAUCCGUCGCAGAUCCGCGCCAUUAUCACCGCAUAUCCCAUGAUUGACCUUCGAUCACGAUUCUACACCGAAUCUUACCCAAAGCCCAUAGUUGGCGUCCCCAAUAUAUCCAACGCAGUCGUCGACAAACACACGGCUAUGCUAUCUGUGACUUCCAAAUUUAGACUAGCAUCCAUCACAGCUGCGGACCCUCCAAACCGACUCGAACUCGCCUUUGCCAUUGUCCAGAAUGGCCGGUUUCUGGAAUUUUUCGGUGCGACUGUUCGUUCCCUGUUCCCUAUUGACAGGGUGGAAGAUCUAGCUGCUGCGGGAGUGUUGCAGAUCCCUCCGAUGUUUAUAUUUCAUGGAGAGCAGGACUCUGCCGUCCCGGUUGGGGGAUCUAGGAGGUUUGUGAGAUAUUUGCGGGAUAAGGCACCUGGGUCGAAGGUGAAAUUGGUUAUUCAGAAUGGAGAUCAUGGGUUUGAUUUGGAUGCUACUUUGGAGACGCCGUGGUUGAAAGAAGGAUUGGACAUGGUUUCGAAAGCGUGGUUGGAUUUGGAUUGUAUGCCUCAUUUGUGAUUAUAGCAGGAG